Molecule: messenger RNA, 345 nt
Organism: Anoplophora glabripennis (Asian longhorned beetle)
Lineage: Eukaryota; Metazoa; Arthropoda; Insecta; Coleoptera; Cerambycidae
Product: zinc finger MYM-type protein 1-like
Exons: 1
Source: RefSeq, a predicted model, not a curated record
AUGGCAGAUGAAACUACAGAUGUCUCUUCAAAAUUUCAAAUGGUCGUUGUCUUGCGCUACGUACACGAAGGCAGUCCUGUGGAAAGAUUUUGGGGAUUCAUAAAUCCGGAAAAGCACGAUGCUGAGUCUUUAACGCAUUCUAUUCGUUCCGUACUUGAUCCAUUAUUGAAAGAAAAUUGUAAUAAAUUGAUUGCUCAAGCUUACGAUGGCGCGGUUGUUAUGAGCGGUACGCACGCCGGUGUUCAUACAAGAAUAAGAGAAAAGUAUCCCCUGGCCUAUUUUGUGCAUUGCUACGCUCACCAGCUAAAUUUGAUAAUGUCGCAAGCAGUUUCACAAAACACGCAA